Messenger RNA from Erythranthe guttata (spotted monkey flower), 2565 nucleotides. It is a transcript of the gene A/N-INVC, whose product is annotated as Plant neutral invertase family protein. The record is from RefSeq and is a predicted model, not a curated record. Gene Ontology annotation, cellular component: mitochondrion. Gene Ontology annotation, biological process: sucrose catabolic process. Lineage: Eukaryota; Viridiplantae; Streptophyta; Magnoliopsida; Lamiales; Phrymaceae. Gene Ontology annotation, molecular function: sucrose alpha-glucosidase activity; endo-alpha-N-acetylgalactosaminidase activity.
UCCCUAUAUUUUCUCAGUAAUUUCUAACUGUAAGUCUUGUUUAUUGCUGUUCAUUUUCCUUUUUCUCAUUUUAUUUCAUUUAAUUUGUUUUACAUUUGGUAAUGAUCAUUCAUUAGCUGCUAAUUACAUUUUUCGAAAUUAGCAGACCUGUAUAUACUUGAUCAUUCUAACAUUGUGAUCCCAUUUUUAACAACUCAAUAGCAUAUAUAUUGAAGUCUAUUUGAUGCUAUACAUUAGGUUUAAGAAUCAAUUUCUUAAGUCUCAGCUGCUUAGGUGUGUAGAUCAAAGUCUUCAGUUCAAAUAGCAUUCAGGCUUGCUUGAUUGAUUGAUUUCGAGCAAAAGAUUGAUUGUUUGACUGCAUAUUUAAGAUAUUAUCUAGAAAAUGAACACCCGGGGUUGUUUAGGGAUUUCGUAUAUGAAGCCCAGUUGUAGUAUAUUAACUCUUGGAAGAAGUUCAUCAAUUUUUGGAUGUCCACUUCUGAAACAUGGUCGUUGUAUUAAAUAUAAUUUGCCGAAAUCACAGUUGCAAUUGUAUUGUUGGAUGGAAACAAAUUGUUGUCCUGACAAAAAUGCAUUAGGAUUUAGGAGUGCCAUAGACUCACACCGGAGGGUUUUUUGUGGCUCCGGUUCGAAUUCGGGUCGAGCUAGGGUUUCUUCAGCUAAUGGGGUGAAGAAAACUAAUUUUUUUACAAGUGUCAUAGCAAAUGUAGCAUCAAAUACGAGGAACCAUUCAGAUUCUGUUGAAUCCCGUGUAAAUGAAAAUAGCUUUGAGAAAUUAUACAUUCAAGGUAGCUUCAAUGUGAAGCCCCUGGUAAUUAAGAAAAUAGAGGAGGGUCAAGAUUUGUUAGGAAAAGAUGAAGAAAAAAACAAGGAAUAUAAAGUUCAAGUAAAUGAGGAUUUAAAAAAUGCAAAUAUCGACCAAUUAAGUAAAUCAGAGGUUUCCGAAUCUACCCUUGGGGGUGAUGUUUCUGAGGUGGAGAAGGAAGCUUGGAAGUUGCUUCGAGGAGCUGUUGUGAACUAUUGUGGAAACCCUGUGGGGACCAUUGCAUCUACUGAUCAUCCAGCUGAUAAUCAGCCCCUUAAUUACGAUCAAGUCUUUAUUCGUGAUUUUGUCCCGUCAGCUCUAGCUUUCUUACUUAAUGGGGAGGGAGAAAUAGUGAAGAACUUUUUGCUUCACACUCUGCAGCUACAGAGUUGGGAAAAAACCGUAGACUGCUACAGCCCUGGACAAGGGCUUAUGCCAGCCAGUUUUAAAGUUAGAACAUUGCCUCUUGACGGACGAGAUGGAGAGUUCGAGGAUGUUUUGGAUCCAGAUUUUGGUGAAUCGGCUAUUGGACGAGUUGCACCAGUUGAUUCCGGACUAUGGUGGAUUAUUUUACUAAGAGCCUAUGGGAAAAUAACAGGCGACUACACGUUGCAAGAGAGAGUGGAUGUGCAGACUGGUAUAAAAUUGAUACUCAAUUUGUGUUUAACCGAUGGAUUUGACAUGUUCCCUACUCUCUUAGUCACUGAUGGUUCUUGUAUGAUCGAUCGAAGAAUGGGGAUCCAUGGCCACCCUCUCGAGAUCCAAGCUUUAUUUUACUCUGCUUUGCGCUGCUCCAGAGAGAUGCUAACUGUGAAUGAGUCGACAAAGAACCUUGUCGUGGCAAUCAAUAACCGACUAAGUGCACUUUCAUUUCACAUGAGGGAAUAUUAUUGGGUAGACAUGAAGAAAAUAAACGAGAUUUAUCGUUACAAGACAGAAGAGUACUCUGCAGAGGCCACCAAUAAGUUCAAUAUCUAUCCAGAUCAAAUACCUAGUUGGCUUGCAGAUUGGAUUCCCGAUACUGGUGGCUAUUUAAUCGGCAAUUUGCAACCUUCUCAUAUGGAUUUUAGGUUUUUCACUCUUGGAAAUCUUUGGUCCGUUAUUUCAUCUCUGAGCACAUCCGAACAGAGUGAAGGCAUAAUGAAUUUGGUGGAAGAAAAAUGGGAUGAUCUUGUGGCACAAAUGCCUCUCAAGAUUUGUUACCCUGCACUGGAGCACGAGGAGUGGCGUAUAAUCACCGGAGGCGACCCUAAGAAUACCCCGUGGUCCUAUCAUAACGGGGGAUCAUGGCCAACUCUUUUGUGGCAGUUCACAUUGGCAUGCAUUAAGAUGGGAAGAACAGAGUUAGCUAGGAAGGCAGUUAAGUUAGCUGAGAAAAGGCUAUUAGUUGAUGAUUGGCCAGAAUAUUACGACACAAAACACGCAAGCUUUGUUGGUAAACAAGCCCGUCUUAAGCAGACGUGGACAGUUGCUGGAUACUUGACUUCGACAAUCCUUUUAGACAAUCCAGAGUUGGCAUCUUUAUUGUUUUGGGAAGAGGAUUAUGAGGUGCUCGAGAAUUGUGUGUGUGGGCUAAAAAACGAGCCUAGAAAGUGCUCCCAUUUUGCUGCUAGAUCUCGUACUGCCGUCUAAAACUUUUGUUGUAAUAAUCAUGGAAACAUAGUAUGUACAAACUCUCACUGUUAUAAUCUCAUGUCAAAUUCCUCCUCAAUAGGUUAAAACUCUCAUUACUAAAUUUGCUCUUAUAUUUUAUCUUUUGU